GGCCUCACCUUCUUCAACGACAGCUCAGUCGAAGACAAACUCAAUUAUGCGUGCGAUCCGAGCUCGUCGGCGUCGGAGGGCUACGGCAGCCGGAUGCUGGAGAAGGACGACACCGUUUUGGACUGGAGGGACUACUUCGACCACCACACCCUCCCCCUCCGGCGCCGGAACCCCACGCGAUGGCCCCAUUUCCCCGCAGAUUACCGCCAGGUGGUUUCCGAGUACAGCGAUCGAAUUGCUUCGCUGGCGCGAGAGUUGCUGGGGCUGGCGUCCGAGAGCCUGGGGCUUGAAACGCGGCGUUUAGAGGAGGCGGUAGGGGAGUUUUGGCAGAACAUUACGAUCAGCUAUUACCCGCCGUGUCCUCAGCCUGAGCUGACUUUGGGCCUGCAGGCCCAUUCGGAUUUUGGUGCGAUUACGCUAUUGGUCCAGGACGAGGUGGGUGGGCUUGAGGUGCUUAAAGACGGAGAGUGGGUUCCUGUGAAGCCUUUGGGUGGUGAUGCCAUUGUUGUUCUUCUAGCUGACCAAACCGAGAUAAUGACCAAUGGGAAGUACAGGAGUGCUCAACAUAGGGCUCUAACCAAUUCCAAUCAGGCACGGCUCUCAGUUGCUACAUUUCAUGAUCCAGCCAAGACAGUGAAAGUAUCCCCUGCUUCUGAGCUUACCAGUGCGUCGACUCCUCCCCUCUACCGGGAAGUUGUUUAUGGAGAUUAUGUGUCAUCGUGGUACACAAAGGGCCCAGAAGGAAAACGGAAUAUCGAUGCCCUCCUGCUUGAACCUUGAUCGUUUGUUGGAAAACCCUCAUUUCCCCAACUUGCCAACACCUUGCAUUCUAGAAUGGAAGCAGAGCAACUGUCAUCAGUAUUUUAGCUGGGGACUUUGGUUUGGGAGGAUUGCAUAGUCUUUCUUAAUCCAUACCACACCUUUAACAAUACAUAAUUCUGUUCAACAUGUACAUGAAUUGGUUAGUUGAUUGCAAAUGUGAAUUCAAGUAUAAUUGGGGGUGUUUUUGUGCACCAUCUUGCUUUAGCUGCAAGGGUUGUUUUUAGCUUUCCUCAUGGACUGAUUUGGAAUUUAAACAGAAAGAUAGACGGCAAAUUCAAAUUGUUUC
This is a messenger RNA of Prunus mume (Japanese apricot), 1108 nucleotides long. Its product is annotated as 2-oxoglutarate (2OG) and Fe(II)-dependent oxygenase superfamily protein. The record is from RefSeq and is a predicted model, not a curated record. Lineage: Eukaryota; Viridiplantae; Streptophyta; Magnoliopsida; Rosales; Rosaceae.